Messenger RNA from Chanos chanos (milkfish), 3004 nucleotides. It is a transcript of the gene slkb, whose product is annotated as STE20-like kinase b. The record is from RefSeq and is a predicted model, not a curated record. Gene Ontology annotation, molecular function: ATP binding; protein serine/threonine kinase activity. Gene Ontology annotation, biological process: protein phosphorylation. The transcript is spliced from 18 exons. NCBI's taxonomy places the organism in Eukaryota, Metazoa, Chordata, Actinopteri, Gonorynchiformes, Chanidae. The coding region runs from base 1 to 3003 and encodes 1000 amino acids.
AUGGCUUUCUUUAAUUUUCGGAAAAUAUUUAAACUGGGUGUCGAAAAGAAGAAGAAACAGUAUGAUAACGUGCGCAGAGAUGUUAAUCCCGAGGAAUUUUGGGAAAUCAUCGGUGAAUUGGGAGAUGGAGCCUUUGGGAAAGUGUACAAGGCACAAAAUAAGCAGACAGGGAUUUUGGCUGCGGCUAAAGUCAUAGACACCAAGAGUGAGGAGGAGUUGGAGGACUACAUGGUGGAGAUUGACAUCCUCGCGUCAUGUGACCACCACAACAUAGUCCAGCUUCUGGAUGCCUUCUACUACGAGAGCAAGCUAUGGAUCUUGAUAGAGUUCUGUGCAGGAGGCGCAGUCGACGCUGUGAUGCUGGAGCUGGAGAGGCCACUGACGGAGCCCCAGAUUCGUGUGGUGUGUAGGCAAACUCUGGAAGCUCUGAUUUACCUCCACGAGAACAAGAUCAUCCACAGAGACCUGAAGGCGGGAAACAUCCUCCUCACACUGGAUGGAGAUGUCAAACUGGCCGACUUCGGCGUGUCGGCCAAAAACACGAGAACGAUCCAACGCAGAGACUCCUUCAUUGGAACCCCGUACUGGAUGGCCCCAGAGGUGGUCAUGUGUGAGACGUCUAAAGACCGGCCGUAUGACUACAAGGCUGAUAUCUGGUCUCUGGGAAUCACUCUUAUCGAGCUGGCCCAGAUCGAGCCUCCAAACCAUGAGAUGAACCCCAUGAGAGUCCUGCUCAAGAUAGCAAAGUCUGAACCCCCUACCCUAAUGCAGCCUUCAAAAUGGUCCCCAGAGUUCAGGGAUUUCCUUCGUCGAGCACUGGACAAGAACAUAGACACCAGAUGGACGGCAGCCCAGCUCCUCCAGCAUGCGUUUGUUAGCAGCGUGACUGAUAACAAACCCGUGAGAGAGCUCAUUGCCGAGGCCAAGGCAGAGGUCACCGAAGAGUUCGAACUGUCCAAGGAGGAAGAGGAGGAGGAAGAGUCGGACUCGCAACUGCUGCUCCCGGGGCACAAGCGCGACUCGUCGGACAUCAGCAUGGCCAGCUCGGAGGACGAGAAGCUCUCCCAGUCGCCCUCCAUCCUGGAGUCCGUCCCCGAGAAGCUGGAACAGGAGACGGCCGUUCCGAAGAUCUCAGAUGCAGACAUCGCGGCCGGCGAGACAGAUAAAGCAGAGAGGCAGAAGGUGGAGGAGAACCACAUCCAGGAACCGGAGACUGGAGAAGCCACGGUGGUGGUACCCGUGGAAGAGGUCCAGGGCAGUCCAGAGAAACCACAGGAGCAGGAAGCCGACGCUGAGAAGAACGAUGGGGAGGUGAUUCCGAGUCCCACCAAGGCCGAUCCCGAGGAGCCGUCGGCUAAGCCCGACAAGGGAAAGCCAGAGGAGGAGACAAAGGAGGAGGAGAAAGAAGCGGAACCUACAGUGGAGAACGUCCAGGUGUCCCAGGGUAACGAGGAGGUCAUAACGGAGGCCCCCAAACAAGAGGCAGAAGAGUCAACCAAUGAGGACCUUUCCAAACAGGUCAAGGUGCCCGUGGACGCGCCCGAAGAGAAGCCCACACCUCCAACCUCUCCGGUGAACGAGGUUAAGAAACCCACAUCGGAGAUCGAGUCCAAGUACGAGAAAGAUUCUGAUUCUGGCAACAGUUCGGCCACCGAAAACAGCACCGUCGAUCUUAAUUUAUCCAUCUCAAGCUUCCUCCCCAAGUCGAAGGAGCCAGGAUCUGUAUCCGUACAAGACAUGAAACGACAAAAAAAGACACUGAAAAAGACUCGUAAGUUUAUUGUGGAUGGCGUGGAAGUUAGCGUCACGACGUCGAAGAUCAUCACCGACAACGAUGCUAAAAAUGAAGAGAUGAGGUUCCUGAGACGGCAGGAGCUGAGGGAGCUGCGCCUCCUUCAGAAGGAGGAGCAGAGAGCCCAGCAGCAGCUGAGCAAUAAGCUCCUGCAACAGAGGGAGCACACCUACAGACGCUUUGAACAGGAGACGACGAGUAAGAAGCGGCAGUACGACCAGGAGGUGGAGAACAUGGAGAGGCAGCAGAAGCAGACGAUUGAGAGGCUGGAGCAGGAGCACACCAGCCGCCUGCGUGACGAAGCCAAACGCAUCAAAGCCGAACAGGACAAAGAGCUGUCCAAGUUCCAGAACAUGCACAAGAGCCGCAAGAAGGAGGAGCAGGAGUUUCUGCAGAAACAGCAGCAGGAACUGGACGGUGCUUUGAAGAAGAUCAUUCAGCACCACAAGGUCGAACUGGCCACCACAGAGAGAGACUGUCUCAACCGCAAACAGCAGCUGCUCCGAGCCAGAGAAGCAGCUAUGUGGGAGCUGGAAGAGCGCCAUCUGCAGGAGAAACACCAGUUACACAAGCAACAGCUCAAAGAUCAGUACUUCAUGCAGAGACACCAGCUGCUCAAGAGACACGAGAAGGAGAUGGAACAGAUGCAGCGCUAUAACCAGCGUCUCAUCGAGGAGAUGAGGACGAAACAGGCGCAGGAGAGAGGCAGGUUACCCAAGAUUCAGCGCAGCGACGCCAAGACGCGAAUGAACAUGUUUAAAAAGAGCCUGCGAAUCACCACGACGGCAAUGUCGGCCGAACAGGAGAGGGAGAAGAUCAAACAGUUUGCUGCGCAGGAGGAGAGGAGGCAGAAGAAUGAGAGACUCCAGCAGCAUCAAAAACAUGAAAAUCAGAUGAGAGACCUGCAGCUGCAGUGUGACACUAACAUCCGAGAACUACAGCAGCUACAGAAUGAGAAAUGCCACCUCCUGAUUGAACACGAGACGGAGAAGCUGAAGGAGCUGGAUGAGGAGCACAGUCAGGAGCUGAAGGAGUGGAGAGAGAAACUCAGGCCCAGGAAAAAGGCCCUGGAGGAUGAGUUUGCCAGAAAGCUGCAGGAGCAGGAGGUGUUUUUCAAGAUGAGUGGAGAGUCAGAAUGCCUUAACCCAUCUGCACAGAGUCGCAUAUCCAAGUUCUACCCAGUGCCGACGGUCCAGUCCACUGGGUUUUAAC